AUUCUCUUGCUGCCGUGGGAACACUUGUCGUCUACAGGGAUUCCUUCAAAGAGACAAGAUAAUGAUCACCAACGACAGCAAACGUUUGCAGUCAGGCCAACGGUCUGAUUCCGACUCACAGAAAAAUUGCAGGCUGUGCAAACAGCAUCAUGAAGACUGCAUAGACGAGGGCCCGGCAUGUAUGAAUGGUUCUGCGGGAGACCGGCACUGCUCAUUCUUGAUCGACAGCGUUCCUAGGCGGCUGGCCUCCCUGACAUGGCACACUGGCCUUCCAUCCGAAAGCUGUUCCUCCGCGCCGUCAUGGCACUCCACAAUCCGUGAAGCCUUUGCCCCCGAACAUAUCCUUCUGUUCCAUCACUUCGAGACCCGAUUAUGGAGGCUGCCAAAUACACAUCUUGUCGCUUCCGAAGGACAAACUAGCCGUAUAAUCGACAUGAUGUUCAGGUGCGCCACGGCCGCACCUUACCUCAUGGACGAGCUGCUGGCAUUUUCUGCUCUACAUUUGAGUGUACUGACUCCAGCGACACAUGAAGUUGCUCGUUAUCGCCAUUAUGCGAUGCAACUUCAAACCCGCGCCGUUGUCAAAUUUCACGCGGCCGACCCUCAAUGGCUCGGGCACAACAGCUUAGCUUUAUUUCUUUUCUCAUCACUCCUCGGCAUGCAUUUACUUUUUACUGCCACGAUGGAUGGAAAUCGCCACGCCAAGCUUUUGAAUCAAAUUGCACAGUCCAUCCACAUUCUUCAUGGUGUGGGUACCGUUACAAAAUCGAACUGGGGCGCCAUCCGUGAAACAGAGAUAAAAUCUAUCAUCAACCAGAUAGAGCUCGCCGAACCCACUGGACUGCACAUCAACCCUUACAAAGAACAGUGCGAAAAGUUGUUUGAACAACUGAAUGCAUGCAAAGAGAAGUUUGUGCCGGAAUCUUUCAACGCAUGCUCUGCAGCUAUUCAUGCAUUAUUGUGGGUUUUCGGUCGGCAUGGAGAACUUCCUAAACCGAUCAGUACACAUAUUCCCCUGGCUUGGCCAGUUCUCAUCUCGACAGAAUUCGUCGCACUGUUGCAGCAGCGAGAACCAGUAGCACUAGUAAUUCUUGCGCAUUGGGCGGUUCUUUUACACUACAACCGAGACUUCUGGGUUUUUGGCAACUGUGGUCAAGGCAUAAUAGAAGCUAUCGGUGAUCAUCUUGGUCCAUUGUGGGGUCCGCAGCUAGCAUGGGCAAGAAAUAUUUUGAAGUCUCUCUAAUGUAAGAGAUGUCUGCUCAAAAAGCGGUCAUCUAAAGUUUCAGACGGAGAGGGGAGCAGGUGGACAUAGUAGGGCAGCAUACCCAGGAUGCUUGUAGAUGCUGUAGUAACAAGUAGUGGUGUUAAACAGUUGAUAUGGUACCUGAUACGGGGGCAUUGGGUGACCUUGCUAGUAUUUCCGCCAUAUGGC
Messenger RNA from Truncatella angustata, 1432 nucleotides. RefSeq lists its product as uncharacterized. The record is from RefSeq and is a predicted model, not a curated record. Lineage: Eukaryota; Fungi; Ascomycota; Sordariomycetes; Amphisphaeriales; Sporocadaceae. Gene Ontology annotation, biological process: regulation of transcription by RNA polymerase II. The transcript has a single exon. Gene Ontology annotation, molecular function: DNA-binding transcription activator activity, RNA polymerase II-specific. The coding region runs from base 62 to 1243 and encodes 393 amino acids.